Nestor notabilis (Kea) is the source of this 1773-nucleotide messenger RNA. It is a transcript of the gene ARRDC1, whose product is annotated as arrestin domain containing 1. Lineage: Eukaryota; Metazoa; Chordata; Aves; Psittaciformes; Psittacidae. Gene Ontology annotation, biological process: protein transport. Gene Ontology annotation, cellular component: cytoplasm. The transcript is spliced from 7 exons. The annotation marks the transcript as partial. Gene Ontology annotation, molecular function: ubiquitin protein ligase binding; ubiquitin-like ligase-substrate adaptor activity. The record is from RefSeq and is a predicted model, not a curated record.
CCAUCAAGGUGAGCUGCGUUGGAUCCUGUGGGGUAUCUAACAAGGUCAAUGACACAGCAUGGACUGUGGAGGAGCAGUACUUUAACAGCACGCUGUCUCUGGCAGACAAAGGGGUCCUGACAGCUGGAGAGCACAACUUUCCCUUCCAGUUCCUGCUGCCAGCCUCUGCUCCUACAUCCUUCGAAGGGCCUUUUGGCAAGGUCCUCCAUCAGGUGAAGGCUGUGAUAGACACACCUCGCUUCUCCAAGGACUACAAGUGCAGCAGAAUUUUCUACAUUCUCUGCCCUCUCAACCUGAACGACAUCCCUGACAUUGAGCAGCCCAACACUAUGUCAAUCACCAAGAAGUUCAACUACAAGCUUGUGAAAAGUGGCAACAUCAUCCUGACUGCCACCUCGGAUCUGAAAGGGUACAUCGUGGGCCAGGCCAUCCAGCUCCGCACUGACAUCGAGAACAAGUCGGGCCGGGACACGGGGGCUGUGGUAGCCAGUCUGCUGCAGAAAGUGGCUUAUAAAUCCAAGCGCUGGAUUUAUGACUUGAGGACCAUCGCAGAGGUGGAAGGCUCAGGAGUGAAAGCUUGGAAAUAUGCAGAGUGGAAGGAGCAGAUCCUCGUUCCAGCACUGCCCCAGUCCAUUCUGCAGGGCUGUAGCCUCAUCCAUAUCGACUACUACAUCCAGGUCUCCCUCAAGUCACCAGAGGUUUCAGUCACUCUCCCCAUUUACAUCGGUAACAUCGCUGUGAACAGGGUGCCCCUGAGCCCCUCCCGGCCCAUCCAGCACGUCCCUUCUGCAGUGGUGCCCAGUGCCCCCCCGGAGGAAGAGGAGGCUGCCAGUGGUUAUCACUCCAUGGACAAUGUCUCAAUCCCCACCAAAAGCCAUUCCCAGCAGCAACCAUUUAGCUAUGCCCCAGGACUGAGCUUCCAGGAGAUACGGGUGGACUCGGAGCAGACGGGCUCCCCAAACCACCCCACGCUCUGCCUGUCAACGGGGGCCACUGUCCCUUACUACGCCGAGGGGAAUGUGGUGCCUGUCCCCACCGCCAGCUCCCUCAUUUUGCCUCCAGAGUACAGCACAUGGGGCUACCCCUAUGAGGCACCUCCAUCCUACGAGCAGAGCUGCAGCAGUGCCAACUCCAGCAUCAGCAACGGCAACUGACCUCCCCUGCUCUGAGUCCUGCUGGUGCUGCCCACCCCAGUGCCACGGUUCAGCUGCCUACACCGAGGUCUGCUACAGCACGAGGCAUCUCUGUCUCUCUGGCUGCUUGGUGGGGUAAAUGGCACAGCCCAGCCUGGGCUUUUUAAGUCUCUUUCUAGGGAGGGGGGUGGGAAAACCAAAAAGUGCAGCCAGAGCAGCCUGUGUGUGCAUAGGAGAGGUCUGGGAAACUCAACUGCUGCUGCAUCAAGUGCUGCAGAACUGGUUUAGCCCCAGGGAUGGCCUCUGCAGCAGCCUGUGUUUAAAGUACUGUAGUCAACACUAACUGCAUUACUAUCAAAGCACCUGCGAUGCCUUAUCUGAAAUGCUCCUGACUUGGCAUGUCUCCACUGUAGGUGAAGGCUGGGCUGGGUGGACUUUUCUCUUCUCUUUAGGGGCCGUGUGCUCUCCAGAAGUGGUUUUGACAAUCUUGUCCUCAUAGGUCCUAAGGGUAGCUGAAACAGGAGGUUUCUUGGAGUGAGCGGGUUCGGAAGGACAGGGACUCUUCAAGAGCCAAAAGCACAAGGCCUCACUGUACCUGUGCUGUGGGGUGAGGGACCUGCAGCCUUUGGUCCUCCCACAG